AUGGCUCCUAUCUUCGAAGACAGCGUCAGCAAUGCGAACGCCAACCCCAGCAUCACCAAGACAUCUCUGUGCCAGGAAAACGGUCCAUCAUGCAAAUACACACCAACCAAGAAAUUACAAGAAGCCCAAAAACAAGUCGCAAAUGAUUUCCGAUCUGACGUAGUAACUGUUCCCACAGAGGAAGUCAUGCAGGCAAUCAUAGACGCAACAUUCCAAGACGACAUGUACAACGAAGCUGGCGACCCCUCCGUCAACGCCCUCCAAGACCACAUCGCCGCCCUCACCGGCAAAGAAGCCGGCCUCUGGGUCCUCUCCGGCACAAUGGGCAACCAGAUCUGUCUGCGCACGCAUCUGACCCAGCCGCCGCAUUCCGUGCUGCUUGAUUCCAGGGCGCAUGUGCAUAAUUGGGAGUCGGGUGCGUUGCCGGUUCUGUCGCAGGCGUCGGCGACGCAAGUGGUUCCGAAGAACGGGGUGCAUCUGACGGUCGAUGAUGUGAGGAGGAAUAUUAUUGCGGAUGGGAAUAUCCAUUUCCCACCAACCCGCGUCGUCUCCCUCGAGAACACCCUCAGCGGCACAAUCCUCCCCCUCGAACACGCGAGACAGAUCUCUCAAUUCGUUCGCAAUUUCCCCGUCUCUGAAGGUGUCAAGCCAAUCGCCAUGCACCUCGACGGUGCGCGGCUGCUCGACGGCGUAACAGCCGAAGGCGUCGACCUCAAAGAGUACUGCUCGCAUUUCGACACUGUGAGCAUUUGUAUGUCGAAGGGUCUUGGUGCGCCUAUGGGGAGUGUUAUUGUGGGGAGUAAGGCGUUUAUUGAGCGGGCGAAGUUUCUGAGAAAGAUGUUUGGUGGUGGGACGAGGCAGCCCGGCAUGAUGGCCGCCGCCGCCAAAGCCGCCAUGGAAUACACCCUUCCCCUCCUACCCCGAGUUCACGCCCUCACCAAAAAGACAGCAGACUCCCUCCGCGAAAUCGGAUACACAAUCAGUCUCCCUGUGCAAACGAACAUGAUCGUAUUAGACCUGGAAGUCGACGAUAUCCCAGCUGCUGCAUUCGUGAACUACGGGGAGAAACACGGGUUGAUAUUCUUCCCUAGUGGGCGGUUGGUGUUCCAUCAUCAGAUCUCGGAGGAUGCGGCGGGUAGGGCUGUUGAGGCGCUGAGGGAGUUGUAUAUGGAUAAGAAGGCGGGGAAGACACUGGAUGAUUAUGCUGUUAGUGGGGGAUAUACUUAA
This is a messenger RNA of Aspergillus chevalieri, 1227 nucleotides long. Its product is annotated as threonine aldolase family protein. The transcript is spliced from 4 exons. Gene Ontology annotation, cellular component: cytosol. The record is from RefSeq and is a predicted model, not a curated record. Bases 1 to 1227 code for a protein of 408 amino acids. Lineage: Eukaryota; Fungi; Ascomycota; Eurotiomycetes; Eurotiales; Aspergillaceae. Gene Ontology annotation, biological process: glycine biosynthetic process; L-threonine catabolic process. Gene Ontology annotation, molecular function: L-allo-threonine aldolase activity.